GUCUGUUGGCGAUCGGGCGCCAAGUAACACGUCCCGCGAACUGUCUGCACUCGCUCCGUAUUUAUUACUCCGCGUAAAUUAUCUAGUACAAAUAUAUUCCGCCCUAUUCUGACACGGCUACAGUCAAUAUAAUUCAGCGAGUUAUUGUGUGCAGUGACUUAUUGUGUAGUUGAUGUGAAAGUGCGACUUUCUAUUACAAUAAACUAGUGCAAAACUUGUCCAGUUAUAUGUAUUAAGUAUUUGGUUUUGGAACGAGACCUCAGUCUAGUUUAGGCAUUCCUUAAAGUUCGCUACGAGAAUGGGGGCAAGGUCCCGGGAGUUGGUGCUGCUCCUGGCAGUAUGCGCGCUGGCGCUCAGCGAGCCGGUCAGCAAGGCCGCCGAUACCAAGAAGGAUGAUGCCGACAACUUCCUCUACCAGUACGACGACUUCGACGCGGCUGAUGACCAGGAGGUGCUCUACAAUGAGAACAGGCCGUGCCCAAGGGACUGCAUAUGCACUGUAUCCCAGGGAUACAGAACAGCCAAGUGCGAUCGUCUUGAAAUCGGCACACAGAAGUUCGGCGAUGACAUCACCGAUCUUGUCAUCGAGAAUGCGGACCCGAGGUUCCCUAUUCAGUUGACGGACAUGAUCUUCAAGAAGCUCGGACUUCACCAAAUCACAACUGUGAAGAUUGUCAACAGCUCGAUCGACUUUAUUGCUCCUAAUGCAUUCCAUGGUCUGCCUAACUUGUAUGCAGUCAACUUAUCUAACGAUAGACUGAAAGUAUUGCACCCUGAGACAUUCGCACACAACAAGAAAUUGGUGCUCUUGACUCUCUCAAAUAAUCCUCUUAAAUUCCCCGCUGCGGAUUCACAGGAUUAUUUCUUGAACACCUCAUCAAUUCAAGAGCUCGAUAUUUCUUACUGUAACAUGAAAUACAUUGCGGCUAACACGUUCACAAACAUGCCCGGCGUCAUGUACCUGAACCUGGCUGGAAACAACCUGUCCAACAUGGACCGCAACACAUUCAAGAAGCUGUUGGACUUGGAAGAACUCGACCUCAGUGACAACGACAUUAAGUCACUGCCAGAUGAAAUCUUCUCUGAGAACAACGAGCUCGCCACACUCCACAUCUCCAGGAAUCCUGUAGACACUGUAUACGGAUUACAGAUCUCAGACCUGCUGACCCUUAACGCAGGACAAACCAACAUCAGAUUCGUUGGACCGUCAAUGUUCAACGGUAUGACAUACAUUGCCAACCUCAAUCUCAGUGGCAACAACAUUGAGAAGAUCCACAACCAAGCAUUCCACAAACUGGUAGAACUUAACUACCUGGACCUUUCUUACAACAACCUGGACUUCAUUUCCAACAUUCUCAUCAAGGAAAACAUUGAACUUGACAUUUUCAAGAUCUCCAACAACCCUAAAUUGCAACACUUACCCGCAGAAGGUUUCGAAUGCUCCGUCGACCAAUUCAACAUUUACUUGUUUGAUGCAUCCCACUGUGGGCUGAAAGAAAUCUACGACAACUCUUUAAGAACCUUCUCAGCAUUAUCCGUAGUCAAUUUGGCGAAUAACGAAAUAAAAACGAUCGGAACCAAAGUGUUCUCAAUGUGCCCCAAACUUGUUGAAAUCAAUCUGUCGUACAACUUCCUGACGACAUUGGACGCUAAAGUUUUCGAGAAGAAUAAUGAAUUAGGUAAGCUUUACCUCCAAGGCAAUCCUCUUAAGGUAUUCUCCGCAGAAGUGUUCGUCCACACCCCUAUGAUUACAUACCUAGACAUGAGUCACGCGGAAUUGACCUCAUUAUGGAAGGCAGACAAAAACCGCUCUCCUACGCUUCUGAGUAACUUGACAUUCCUCAACGUUUCACACAACCGUAUUACUGAAAUCAAACAAACUGAACUCGAUCACUUAAACAAACUGAACGCGCUUGAUAUCAGUAACAACCCACUCGCGUGCAGCCGCGAUUUCGAGAACCUUAUGACUUGGUUGAGCAACCGUAAAGUGUCGCCAAAUGGUGUAAGCAGCAGCAUUGCCAACCUAGCUAGGGACUCUAAAGACGAAGACGUCAGUACCUACAGCUGGGAGUUCCUCACCCGCAAGACUUGUGGAACUGCCAUGGUACAUCCAGUUGAGCCUCUGCCAUCUGUUUCCGACGAAGACAUCUGGGAGAGAAUCAACAACGAUGAUGAAGGCAACUUUGACUUGAAGAACACCUUGGAUGACGGUAAGAUUGCUGAUGAUACCAAAGCACAGAAGGACAGUUUCCUGGGCAACGAUAUCGUUGACGAUGACAAGGACGAAGGUGAUGAUGAUGAUGACUCCGCUGACGAAGAUGAAGAUGAUGAAGACGAAGAUGACGACGCCAGCGAGGACUACGACGGUGACGAUGAAGUGGACCUCAAAGUAAAACUUAUUGAGAAACCUUCAACCACUACUGAGGACUACGCCGCCAGUACUAAAUCAUCUGCUAUCCCAGAUGAAGAAAUUGACAUCAAACUAUUUGAACACGACAUUACCAAUGUUGAGUCAUCAAGUAACUUGUACGUACAAGAGUCUAUUCAGGCUGAAGAGGAACACGGCCACUACGGUUACUUGUGGCCAAUUUCCAUCGUCAUCUUUGGCGCUCUGCUGCUGCUCAUCGUCAUCGCCAAGGUGGUGAUGCUCAUGUGCACUAAGAGAAACAAGCAGAUCAGAUACAACAGUGCCAUAAUUGCUGCCAUGAGCCAGUCCGGCCGUACGAAGAAGGACUGCGGGCUGGUGUACCAGCAGCUGACUGAGGACCUGGCCAGCCCGGCCACGCCCAAACUCAGCCGCUACACGCCGCUGCACAGCGUCACCGUCAACGCCUCCAACAUGUCGUACGAGAGCAGUCCAUUCCACCACAGCAACAUCGUCCCAGAAGCGGUGUGAGACGAACAAAAACGUACAUAUGUCAGAGUUAAAACUCGAUACUAACAACUGCGUUAACUUUUACAUAAGCAGUAAGUGAUAGUUGUAAGCGCUAGUCACAACUGAAUGCAUAUCUAACAAACAUUUCUUAGUACAGUGCCUUUACGACCACUCUCGAACAAUCGCGACAAUGUUUUCAAUCUAGCGCUUUUUAAAUAUAAAGUAAAGUAACAAA
Trichoplusia ni (cabbage looper) is the source of this 3110-nucleotide messenger RNA. RefSeq names its product protein artichoke (gene Gp150). The record is from RefSeq and is a predicted model, not a curated record. Gene Ontology annotation, cellular component: extracellular matrix. Gene Ontology annotation, molecular function: protein binding. NCBI's taxonomy places the organism in Eukaryota, Metazoa, Arthropoda, Insecta, Lepidoptera, Noctuidae. The transcript has 2 exons. The coding region runs from base 299 to 2896 and encodes 865 amino acids.